This is a messenger RNA of Pogoniulus pusillus (Red-fronted tinkerbird), 4922 nucleotides long. It is a transcript of the gene FADD, whose product is annotated as Fas associated via death domain. Bases 250 to 837 code for a protein of 195 amino acids. The transcript is spliced from 2 exons. Gene Ontology annotation, biological process: signal transduction; regulation of apoptotic process. Gene Ontology annotation, molecular function: protein binding. The record is from RefSeq and is a predicted model, not a curated record. Lineage: Eukaryota; Metazoa; Chordata; Aves; Piciformes; Lybiidae.
UUCCGGCGAAGCCGCGGCGGGGAGCGGGUCGGGGUAGCGCUGCGCGGCCGUGGCGGCGCCGGCAGCGGGUCGGGUCUCGUCUCAGCCCCCUCAGACUGUCUGGUCUCCCAGGAAGUCGCUCUGUGAAAGCGGACCGCGGGCCGCAGCCCGACCCCGGCGGCCCCGCCGGCUCUCCGACCGCCCUUCCGCUGAGGCCUGUGUCGACUCGUCCCGGGACCUGGUAGUGACUGCGGUGAAGGCCUCAGCAGUAUGGAUCCGUUUCUGUCUCUGCUGCACUCUUUCUCCUCGAGCCUGACGGACGGGGAGCUUUCUGCCAUGAAGUUUCUCUGCCGGGAUAAAAUAAGGAAAAGGAAGCUCGAGUCUGUGCAAACCGUCGGGGAGCUCUUCACCAUCCUUCUGGAGCAGCACGACAUCACGAGAGAAAACGUAGCGUUUCUUGAAGAAUUGCUUGGGAACAUUAAAAGAGAAGAUUUGCUCUCAAAGCUAAAGCAGUUCGUGGAUGAAGGAGAAGUUAAUGCUCCUGAAGAUCAACCAGACCCACAUGAAAAACGUCUUCAGAAGGUAGCUAUGGAAGUCAUAUGUGAUAACGUUGGGAGAGACUGGAGAAUGCUGAUGCGGAAACUGGACCUGUGUGACGUGAAAAUAGACAGAAUAGUGGCAGCCAACCCACGGGACUUGCGUGAGCAGCUGGUUCAGGCUCUGCGAGAGUGGCAGAGGUGGAGGGGAAGAGAUGCAAAGGUGGCUGACUUGAUAACAGCUCUUCGGAGCUGUAGUAUGAAUUUGGUGGCAGACAGAGUUGAACAGAAGCUCUCGCUGCUGAGCAAUGGAGCCAGGUGAAAUCAAUGCAAAACCACCCCCAGGUCUCACAUAUGGAUGCAAUAUGUAAAACAGUGCCUUUGGCUGUUUCAAACCAAAACCUCAUUGCAGUUACCAAUUCUGCCCCUAACUGAUGCACUUAAGUAGCUUGAUCUGUGGUCAGAUGAAGAUUGACAUAAACCUAAAUUCCUUUUGGGUAAUGCUGCAUACUUCGGUGCUUCCUUUAAGAGACUUAACUCUUUCAGAAGGCUUGAACACCAUCUGUAGUGAUUCUUUCAUUUUUGUUCUACCACCCACCUGAAAACAAGAUUUUUACUGCAGGUACUUUUUAGUUGCAUCUCUGCAAUUGCAUCUGUGAGACACUUGUGAGGCGACUGUACCUAACAUUUCACAGGGAGACUGGAUUAUUUUUGUUUAUGUGUGACCUGUUAUAACUCUAGUGUGAAGGAGUAAAUCUCUUAGCUGUGCACUGGCUUUUCUUUUUGAGUCGCAUAAGAUAAUACCUCCUACAACUUGUCAAAUCCGUUUGUUGUCUGUAGAAGACUCCUAAGCCAACUGUAACCUCAGGCCCUAAGACUGCAGUGCAAGAGGGCCAGUAACUAUGGUGGUGGCUUUUUCAGGGCAGAAUACAUGCCCAGGUUGAAAAUGAGCUAGUUGAAAUCAAAUGUCUGCAUCAAUUGCCUUCAACCUGAAGGAAGGGUCCUCCUGAAGCUAUCAAAGAAAGUAUGUGUGCCUCUCAGGUGUUUACAGCAGUCACUUGUUACUGCCGUGACUGCUCUAAGAAAACAUUUAAGAUGUGUUUACCAGAAAUCAUUCCAUAACUGGCACUGCAGUCUGGUCAUAUCUGAUGGAGCUGCAGCUCACCUCCUAAGUAAGCUGCAGUUACCUGUGCUCUUGGUAAUAAAACCCUUCUGGUGGAGGGAGUGAAAGGCUACUGAGGGUGAAUACAAUAGUACAGACUUUGCUUUAGUGACAGCCUGUGAAAAGUAGCUGUCUCUUGCCACAGUUCUCUUUAGAAGUUGCUCCAGAUCCAGUAUCUCUUCUAAGUUAUCUGCAGUUUUAUUAGUUCAUUGCUGUGCCUUGACAUUAAAGUGGCUGUAUGCAACAGAGAAGGAGGAUUUAUGAACACAAACAGAUUUGGUUGUCAGCUGUAAUUUGGAACAGGCUUGGAACGAUGGCCUUUGUGUUAACAAGUCUGGGAAAACUGCACAAGCUUCAAGACAUGCAGGGCUGUAGGGGGGAAAGUCCUCUGAAAUAGUGCUGAAGUGAGUAGGAUUGUUACUGCAAUCAUCCUUCCAAUUACAUAAUGGAUACCUGAAGAGGAGAGGCUUCUUUGCUGCUGCUGCAGCUGUGUAGCUUCAGCUGCUUCCAGGUUCAGUUGAGGUGGUGCUAUUGUUCAGAAGGCCAGGUGUCAGUAUGCAACAGACCACUGCUCUGCAGAAAUCUGACAUUUCUCAUUUUCAGGGGCUUGUUGCACUUGGUGCCUCUAAUUUAGAGGAUGACACUUCAAUACUUGAUUAUAAUUAGUGAAAACUGCUGUAAUGUGAACUCAUCUUUUCAUUAAGGGAUCCUCCUUAAGCCCUUCUCACAAGUAUUUUUCUACUGGUAGUAUAUUAAAUACCAAUGUCGGUGUCCAAGCAGAGGAGCACUGGGUAGUACUUAAGGUCCCUCCUGCCAUUUGGGCUGGUAUAGUUCUGCAGGUACUUGCUCCAGUACCUCGUAUUGAUUCUCAGUUUCAGACUUUGAGUAGGAGACACACUGCUGACUCCGGAUGAGCGUCCAACUCUAAUAUUUUGGAGGUUUUUGCUUAAUAGGUACAGCCUUCAUUCUACAGCACUUAACAUGAUUGCUUCAGACUUUCCUUCAUGUCUCUAGGCAAUCUUGGUGAACAGAGUGGAGUAGAAGUGAAGUGAGCACAGUGAGUUAUGGUUGUGAAGAAACAGCUCUGCAGCAGUUCCAAGUUCAGUCUCUGGUGACAUGUUUUUCUUACACACUAAAAAGAAGUCUUAUGGUUCACAGCAGAUGGGUUUAUCUGAAGUAUGAGGAGUGCACUGUCUACUGUGUAUAAACAGGAUGCUUUUAUGAAUCAGUAGAAAUACCUUGAUAGUUGUGGCCAAGCCUCAGCAGCUACAAGAAAUUCUCUGCCUUGGAGCGUAAACCUCUCUUGUUCCUUAAAGGCUCUGCCCAUCGUGGAUGUUGCACUGCUUAUGAAAGCAGUGACCUAGACUGCAUCAAUCCAUGCAGUACCUCAGGGCCAAUUAAUUAACACUGUUUUUAUUAGAGAUUUAAAAAACAAUUGUGUGUGAACAAAGCAAAAAAGCCUUUUUAUUGGGAGGAGUGAUAAGGGAAAAGGAUGCAGUUUGUAAGGACAUGUGAUCUUGUUGGCAAUCUUUUCAAAUGAACGUAUUUUUAUAACUGGAAUUAAAGUUCUAUAUUGUAUAAUUUUGUCAACACUUCAUUAAAAAUGCUUCCUUAAAAUAGCAGAAGUUUAUCUGGUUUAUGUUCUGGGAUUACUGUCUGUGGUGAGAUCCCUAAUUGGAGGAAGAUAAAAGUUAAGGGCACUUGUAAAGCAAGGAGUGGUGCUAAGCAGGUGUUAUGUUGGCAGUGCCCUUCUCAGAGCACUAUAAAAGGAGGAAGCAAAAAGCUUUGUCACUGUAUUUCUCAGAAGUGCUGAAAGGCUGCAGUUUCCUAGCAGGAGUAGCCUCUGAAUGAUGUCACUCAGGGAACUCAAGAAUUUGAAAUCUCUGCCAGCCCUCAUAAGCCUGGACUUGAGUCAGAGUGCGACGUGUGCAGGGGAGAGGCUGCCUGUGAAUAAGGCUCUUAAGCUGUUCCCUUGGUUUAACUGGCAGGUGCUCCGUUUGGGUUAUAAUUCAUUAAAAACAGCUGACAGGUUAUUUUAAACCCAUUCAGGGGUUUAGAAGAUGUGUUCAGAAGUUAACUUGAUGGAGGCUUUAGUGUGUAGACUGGCACUUAGGUGUUGGCACACGUAACGCUUCGAAUGAUUUAAGUAACUUAAGUGCCCCUGUUAGGAUAUCCUCAGGGAUACUCUGCAAGAUUGCCUGUGAGGAAUUACCAAAACCUCUUCCUUUUGGUCAGAACACAUUGAAAGUAUCAUCCCAACAGAGCUCUCCAUUUGCAGGAUUGUUUUUCCAUGUCCUUUCACAGUCCCUUUCAGUCCUUGCCCUUUCCUGUGGUUGUUACCAGUUUUAUAUCACAGAUUAAUGUUUGAGGCGUUGUUACCAUACCAAGCCACAAGUUCACUGGAGUUCAGCUUUCCCCUUACCCGAGCUGCUUGUCGUGCCUGUAUCAAUUAGAACGCGCUGCUCUCCUUCUCCAUUCCCCACACACAGCUGCACUUCCUCCAGCCUUUGUUUCGUUCCUAAAAUAAUUGGCUGCUUUCUGCGAUCUAGUUGCUGCAUUUAACUGUCUUGUCAGGCAAGACAGGCUGCGUCUCCAGGCCCUUCUGGUGCUUGGGAAGUUCUUCAUGCAGGCCUUUGGGCUGACUGCUUUUUCAGUUGAACCUAUUUCUGGCCACUCUUGGUUUUUUCCAUAAUUACAAAAAAGUGCUUUGUGCUUUUCUUUCCAUUUCCUGCCCAGAUCACCUGCGUCCUUAAAAUGCAUUCCAGCAUGGGAAAGAUUUGCCUAAGGUCCUUUCCUUCACUGAUUUAUUGUCUCUCUUCUCUGCCAGUGAUUUUACUGCAAGACUGCAGCGGUAGAAUUAAGAAAUCAGUUCUCUGUUUCAACAGUAUGCUAUGAAAAGAGGAAUUGUGGGGGUGAGAUGAAGGAUGGGGAGGGAGCUUCAAGAGCUUCUGAAGAUGCUGUGGCAAUGUUCAGAGCUGAGAGGAGUGAAAGUUCAGAGGGUGUGCUGCAGUGGGUUCUGGGAAGUGUGGGUUUAGAAACAAGGAAGCAAACUGGCAUUUGUAUUUACUUCGGGGUGUUCAAGCCUUCACAGCAGGCCUUGUGCUGAGUGAAGUUAGAGAGAAAAUGGGACCCUUGUCACCAUCCACUGGGAUUUUCUGGGGUGGGUGUUUUAUUUACAUGUGACUUUGUUUUUAUAGAACUUUUGUGUAAAGCAAUCAUCUUGUAAUUAAAAAUGUAAUUAGAAA